This is a messenger RNA of Drosophila melanogaster (fruit fly), 1002 nucleotides long. RefSeq lists its product as uncharacterized. The transcript has 3 exons. The record is from RefSeq and is marked reviewed. Bases 262 to 873 code for a protein of 203 amino acids. Lineage: Eukaryota; Metazoa; Arthropoda; Insecta; Diptera; Drosophilidae.
AUCAAUUGGAACUGGCCCUUAUUGGACUAUGUUUUAAUUUCACUUUGUUCUGCUUUUCUGGUUAUUCGCACUAAACUUCCAAUUGGAAUAUUGGAAUAUUUCCGAGAAAACGUAAAACAAUAACAUAACUGGACCCAACUAAGAUCGUUAUCGUUAUCGAAGAUCUUCGUUUCCCAUUGAUUAAGAUUAAGUCAAGAUUGGCCAGCCUCAUACUUGUUUGAAUUGCCGUGAGUAUCACAUGAACAAGUGAUUAUACGGACAAUGAUCAAUCCCCAACUUUUGCUGAUCGCCGCGCUUAUUGCGUUUAUUGGGAAAGUGGCACACGCUCAAAUCGCCUUUGUUGAGGAUCAAGACAUUGAUAAGAAGAAGGCCAACCUUGCGGGUCGCAAGCCACUGUAUUCGCCAGCCCGAUGCCCCAAGCACCAGCUUCUUUAUCCGGGGGACCAGCAGAAGCAGAACGACUGGGUUUGCGACUGCGCGCCAGCCACACUGUAUUACCCGGAGACCGAUGGCUGCUAUCCGGCCUACCGACAGGGACCCUGUGAGGCUGGACAGAUUCUGGUGCUCUACAAGGAGGAGAUCAUCCCGAAGUGCGUACGAAAUCCAUGUAACAGGGACGGACACUUUAUGAUUCGCGACACAUGCUAUGAGUUCGGAAACACCAAGAAGGAAGAAAACCCGUGUCCUUACCAGGAGGCUUCCUUUGUACUUGGCGUGAAUCCCACCAACUUGAUGGUGGACUGUGUGAAGCUGUCCGUUCAACUGGAGACGCGUAUUUCGGACACGGAGCAGGCUCCGCCGGAAUACUACGUUGAUUUGGCCGAGAAAUGCGCACGCGGCAGUCGCCUAAUGGCUCAGGGAAAGUGUCCUUAAAGGAUUUUAACAUUAUGUGCUUAAAUGUAUUGUGUUCUGUUUGGUAAUGUGUGGAGGCCAGUGAAGAAUAGCGAAUUUGUUCCAUGUUUAAGACAGAUAUAAUAUGAUUACAUACCAUUUCUCAAAAUG